This is a messenger RNA of Aspergillus wentii DTO 134E9, 1686 nucleotides long. RefSeq names its product aldo/keto reductase. The transcript has 5 exons. NCBI's taxonomy places the organism in Eukaryota, Fungi, Ascomycota, Eurotiomycetes, Eurotiales, Aspergillaceae. The record is from RefSeq and is a predicted model, not a curated record. The coding region runs from base 415 to 1455 and encodes 346 amino acids.
UAAGACUAUACCUAUUACUAUUAUAAGUACUAUGAAGAAGACAGGAUGUUGAGCUAAAUUCAUCCUCAUCUCUUACCCCGCAGCCCCUCCAUUAUUUCACCAUUUCAUCAUCAUCAUCACUAGGUUAGCAACUCCAUAUGCAGAAGACUUCAUAAGUGCAUCCGAGAUUCUGGACCGAGACUCACAUCCUCAACACGGUGAUCUGCCACAAAAUUAUGGAGAAGAGGAGUGUGUCGGUUACUCUUCGGCUCUGGGGCUUCAUCGCUUCAGACUUUCGGCAGAUACGUCAGGGAAACUGGGUAGCUUAAUAAUGAUGAUUGGGGUAUGAUAACAUGGGGAUCGCAACUUGGAUUACUUCUUUCUUUGCGAUUCAAGUAUCUUGUUUCUGAAUUAUAUACGAAUCAAUCAAUCACAAUGGCCAACGAAAUGGAAUACACCCGACUUGGAAAGUCAGGACUCAAAAUCUCCAAGGUCAUCCUGGGAGCCAUGUCCUACGGUACGAAAGAAUGGCAGGACUGGGUACUGGAUGAGGAGGAAUCCCUCCAGAUGAUCGAGCAUGCCUACAAGCGCGGCAUCAACACCUGGGAUACGGCAGACGUCUACUCCCACGGUCGAUCCGAAGAAAUCAUCGGCAAGGCAUUGAAGAAAUUCUCCAUCCCCCGAAACCGAGUCGUCAUUCUCAGCAAGUGCUUCUACGGCGUCGACGAUGAGGGCAAGUUUCCUCCUAUCGCCGCUUCGGCUGUCAACAAUGGCGGGUUUGUGAACCGGGUUGGUCUCUCGCGAAAGCACAUCUUCGAUGCCGUCGAUGCCAGUGUGGAAAGACUCGGUACCUAUAUCGAUGUGUUGCAGAUUCACCGGUUGGAUCGCGACACACCCCGCGAGGAGAUUAUGAAGGCUCUCAACGAUGUGGUUGAGAGUGGAAAGGUUCGAUACAUCGGUGCCAGUACCAUGGCCGCAUGGGAAUUCCAAACCCUCCAAAAUAUCGCCGCCCGCAAUGGCUGGCACCAAUUCAUCUCCAUGCAAAACUACCACAACCUCAUCUCCCGCGAGGAAGAACGCGAGAUGAUCCCCUACUGUCAAGACGCCGGUAUCGGCCUCAUCCCCUGGUCCCCCAUGGCCCGCGGAGUUCUCGCCCGCCCCUGGGGCAGCCGUUCGACAGUCCGUGAAGCAACCGACGGGGCGCUCAAGCUUCUCGUCCGCAGUCGCGAAAGCGAGGCAGACAAGGCCAUUGUCGAUCGCGUCGAGGAAGUUGCCCGGAAGAAGGGCGUGUCCAUGGCGUCCGUUGCGAUCGCGUGGUCGCUAAGCCACCCCAACGAAAACCCUAUUUUGGGGCUGAAUAGCAAGGAGCGCAUCGACGAAGCGGUUGCGAGUAUCAAGGUGAAAUUGUCGGACGAAGAAAUCAAGUACUUGGAGGAACCGUAUGUUCCCAAGACUUUGACAGCUCUGGAGCGGUAGAUACAGUAAUUGCAUGCAUGUGCUACUGCUUGCUGCUGUGUAAAUCACCCGCUUCCAUGCCAUGCAAGAUGAUAUCAACGCUUGUACUAUGUAACGAUGUCGAUCUGCAUAGCCUUAGUAACGGUUAUACAUCAAUACAAAGUGGCAAACAAUAUCCAAGAAUUCCUUCAAAAAUGUAUAUAGAAUCGUAAUUUAUCCAUGCUAUAUGGUAAACAAUAGCCACAUCUGCAA